CUGGAGAUACAGACGGAGAGAGAAACAUUCAGAGCUUCAGACGCCUGCAGAGAAGAUGGAGAUGAAGAUGAGCUGUGUGUGUUUGGUGCUGGGGCUGGUCCUGCUGAUGACCAUCUCCUCAGAUGCUACGCAGUCCAAUGCCCAUCCUGAUCUGUGCUGUUUCAACUUCGUCCAUUUUAAAGUUCCAAAAGAAAACAUAGAAAAAGUUGAACCGACAAAUUCCAACUGCCCAAAGCAGGGCUAUGUGGUCACAACGAAGAUGAACAAGAGGUUCUGCAUAAAGGAAAUAAUCCUGAACAAUAACUAAUUUCAGAGCUGCAGCUUCAACACAGCCCAGACGCAGCACACAGAGCAGCUAGAAGCUUUACACAACCCUUUAAUCAUCACAUGAUUUUAUCAAUCAGUGCUUUCCUUUUUCCUCGGCUUAUCAGUGCUUGUUUAACUCUGUGGAAAUAAAACAAUGUAUGACAAAAAUCUCUGCAGAGAAAAGUAACAUCAUAAAGACAAAUUAGAUUUCAGUGCUCCAGCUUCUAUACAGUAUACAAUAUAUAAUAAAGCUUCUAUACAAUAUACAAUGUAUUGUGGUUUUACAAUAUUUUUAAUGCUUAUUUUAUGCUGUGAAUCAAAAUAAAAC
This is a messenger RNA of Colossoma macropomum (tambaqui), 634 nucleotides long. RefSeq names its product C-C motif chemokine 13-like. Gene Ontology annotation, biological process: positive regulation of GTPase activity; cellular response to type II interferon; monocyte chemotaxis. Gene Ontology annotation, molecular function: chemokine activity; CCR chemokine receptor binding. Lineage: Eukaryota; Metazoa; Chordata; Actinopteri; Characiformes; Serrasalmidae. The coding region runs from base 56 to 307 and encodes 83 amino acids. Gene Ontology annotation, cellular component: extracellular region. The transcript has 3 exons. The record is from RefSeq and is a predicted model, not a curated record.